UAGCAGUCGCGUUGUGUAGUUUGUUGUUAUGAGCGCGGUGCAGUGUUUCGUUUGAGAUGAGGCAAUUUUAGCCUGGAUUGAUGUUACGUGUUUCUGCGCCGGGGCACGACGUGGUCCAAUAUUCAAUAGUUUCCUCAAAUAAUAUGGGUGAAUGCUUCUGGAUCUUCCCAAAUGCGGUGGAUCAUGUGGGCAACGUGCAUUUUACUCUUGAUCUUGCCUUUCUCCGUCGUGUGCAACGCAGCAACACCAGACAAGGAGGCAAAGACCAGAGAAAUCAGCAAUGUUGCUAUCCUAGAGCCCAUGAUAUUGCUGUCUACACUUGACGGAACGCUGUUUGCUCUAGAGAAAAAGACCGGCACCAUUCACUGGUCACGUAAGGAAGAGCCUGUCCUCAAAGUUCCUGCAAGUGUGACUCAAAGCACCAGUUUCCUACCCGAUCCAAAAGAUGGGAGCCUUUACAUCUACGGCUUCGGUCAGGGAGGAGGAGCCAUCAAGAAACUGCCCUUCACGAUACCAGAACUAGUGAGCGCCUCACCGUGUCGCAGCACCGAUGGAGUUCUUUACACUGGACAAAAGCGGGACGUAUGGUUUGCUAUCGACUUCUUCACGGGCGAGAAGCUCGAGACAAUCUCGUACCAUGGCUCGGACAAGAUCUGUCCCGUCUCGUACGAAAAGGCGAUCUUUGUGGGACGAACAGAGUUCCAGAUUGCCAUGUAUGACAGCAAGACAGGCGAAAAGAGGUGGAACGCUUCGUUCUUUGAUUACGCAGCGCAAGCAAGCCCUGAGAUGUCGGAGGAAUACGAUAUGGCACACUUCACAUCAAGCGAAAGCGGCAGAGUGCUGACAUUCUACAAGGAUACGGGUGACUUCCUCUGGGAACGUGACCUGGGCAGCCCAGUCGUGGCCGUCUACCAAGUCGGUGACGAGGGGGUGCUGCGUCGUCUGCCCUUCACACCCGUCGCCCACCAGACGCUCGUGGACAUAACGGGACGGAUCACAAAAAAUUCGUGGAAGAAGAAUCUUCUGGAGCCAUCCCAGCAUACGACGCUUUACCCCGCACUCUACGUUGGAGCCCACGCAGCUGCAAGUUACGCCCUCCCCGCGCUCGUGGAUAAGAACAUGCCUGUCAUGUCGACAAGAAGCGUGCCGCUAAUUGACGGUCCACACUCAGCGUCCGACGAACAGCAUCGCCAUGGAAACGGGAGACGAGCGAAGGAGCCCGUGGAUGAACAUCGUCAUACAUUUGUUUCGGGGUACUACGAGUACCCAAACACUGUGAUAGCUGUUUUGUUCUCGCGCCUGCAACUUGGCUACUCGAGGGAUAACCCCUACAUGAAGCCACUGGAGAACCAAGCCAGCACUAGCCACUCGGAAGAAAAGGUUAACGAUGCUGAUGACAAGAAAUCAGAGCAGGUAAUCAAGGAUGGAAGUGCAAACGCGAAGUCACCUCGACACUUGCCACCCUUCUUCUACUUCGAGGAAGAGAAACGACCUCGCGGACACGAAAAGAAGGACGACACACCGAAGCGUGCCAGCGACUCGACGGAUGUGGUGCUUUCGCGGCAGUUCAUCUUUCUCCACCUGGCCCUCGUCCUCCUGGUGGUAGGGAUGGUUGCGGUGGUUGCCUAUCUCUAUCCGCAGGCAAGAGAGUACCAAAGAUCCUCGCAGAGCGGGAGGCUCCGGCUUAGUGGGUCCUCGCAGAUUUCGGAGGUGUCCGAAGAUGGAAUAUGUCGCAUUGGCAAGAUCGCGUUUGAUGCCAAGGACGUCAUCGGUCGUGGAUGCAACGGCACUUUCGUUUUCAGGGGUACCUUCGAGUCGCGCCCGGUCGCCGUGAAACGAAUUCUGCCGGACUGUGUCAGUUUGGCCAUUAGGGAAGUAGACCUGUUGCGAGAGUCCGACGAACAUCCAAACGUGGUCCGUUACUUCUGCAUGGAGGAAGACCGCCAGUUCUGCUACAUUGCGCUGGAAUUGUGUUCCGCCACUCUUCAGGACUACAUCGAGGAUCCGGACUUUGACAGAGGGGCGUUGGAACCUCCGACCGUCCUCUUUCAGGCGGCGUCCGGCGUUCAACACCUGCAUUUGCUAAAUAUUGUUCACCGGGACAUCAAGCCGCACAACGUGUUGCUGUCUCGCUGUAAUCCCUCCGGGGAGGUGAAAGCCAUGAUAUCGGACUUUGGGCUGUGCAAAAAGCUGUCCCACGGACGUCUGUCUUUCUCCCGCAAGUCCGGCAUUACUGGCACCGAGGGAUGGAUAGCGCCGGAGAUGAUAUCGGGUUCUGGACGUGUGACUCGAGCCGUGGACAUCUUUUCACUCGGAUGUGUUUUCUACUAUGUGCUGAGCAACGGACGCCACCCAUUUGGAGACCCACUCGAAAGGCAGGCCAAUAUAAGGCACAGCAAAUAUUCCCUAUCAGAUAUGGCAUCUCAUGGCGAUCUUGCACGGCCACUCAUAGACCAGAUGCUGCAAGUGGACCCGUCGGAACGGCCCUCUAUCAAUUCCAUAACCAAGCACCCGGUCUUCUGGUCACCAAGGAAGCAGCUGGAAUUUUUCCAGGAUGUAAGUGAUCGUAUUGAGAAGGAGCCCCCAGACAGCAGCAUAGUGCGAUCUCUCGAGAGAUCUGGGUUUGAGGUUGUUAAGGGUGACUGGCGUGAACAAAUUACGGAGGAGCUACAGAAAGAUCUUAGGAAGUUUAGAACUUACAAGGGAAAUUCAGUGCGGGACCUCCUGAGAGCUCUUCGAAAUAAGAAACACCACUACCGGGAGCUCCCGGAAGCUCUUCAGGCAGAGCUGGGGACCAUCCCGGAUGAGUUUGUCGGGUAUUUUGUGACCCGUUUCCCCCUGCUGCUGCUUCACACCUACGUGGCCAUGCAAAGGUUUAAAGAAGAACAAAUCCUGAGGCCGUACUACGCGCACGACGGAUCGGUCGAUGUCCGUGGUCAUCCUCCGGCACCCAUACUGUUGGGCCCCAGGUCCCCCUGGAAGUGGAGGCGCAAAAAGUUCCAAGCAGACGACGCAGAAACAGCCGAGCAUGCUACAUUGGAUCCCAAGAUGGUCAUCCAGGAGAGUAACGUCCUCCCAGCCCUCGACAUUUCAAAAAAGCCAAAGACGGAUUUGGGCAGCUUGCUUUUCGUCGGUAGUCCGCCGGCCGGCCAGAGCACUGAGCCGGCCUAUCCCCAGACCGGUCCCACGGACCUGCCCGAUUUUACCGACGUCCAGGAGGUCAGAGGUGAAAUCCUCUCCUUGGACGAAGUCGCGGAGCCCGAAGAAAGACUGUAUCCCGACGUCGCAUCUUCUGCCGCCGCGGCAGAAGCAUCGGCGGACCGCAAACCGCGUGACCAGAGCUGGCCCCUCCUAGAUCACGGACUAGGACACGACGCGAAGGAUUCACAAGGUUUCGAAACGGACACCAGAUUAAAAAAUACGGCAAACACCGCAGAAGUCGGGGACCCGUUGCCCGAGGGUUUAUGGCACAGAACUCACUUGAGUCCGGACGCCGUGCGGUGUUCGAGCAUGCUAAAUAACAACCCGGACACGGGGAACUGGCACGGGAAAUCGCCGGCAAGACGCCGGGUUAGCAGAAGCCCGUCGGAAAGCCCAACGAGAGGGUCUCCAAAAAGGAGAAUCAAAACGCUGGCCAAUUACUCAGUGAACAGUCGCCCAGCAGUUGGCAACACUGCAGGCGGUGAGGCAACCUUAGCAGACGUCGUACGACGCGGCAUCAAGUCUAGCAGCAGAGCGUGGCAGUGAGAAUUGCGCGUGCAGAUGGGUUUCGAGUUUACACCAAGUGCCGCGUGACUCCGCGCGACUCCGGGAGUGCAUUAUUUGAACGAAGAAAGUGUAAUUUUCCACCACCAGGUGACUGUGCACAAAUGACAUUGAUGUUAUGAACUUGGCUCAAGUUGAUUCGCCGUUGUUGAUGUUGCUUUCGACGCAUAAUUUUAAAUUCUUUCGUUCGUUAUCACCCGUUUUAUAUGUGACUGCUGAACAUCUGAACGCUGGAGCGUGUGUUUGAGAAGGGCCCUGAUUGGGUGCUAGUUAUCGACGUUGGUACUACAGCGUGUACUUACUAUACUGAAUGAUCAAUGAGUUGAUUCCAUCAAUUCAAUUUGUUCCGUGUCGCACUGAUAUUGUUGCACGAGGAGUUUAGAAUUUUUGCCAUUGGCUGGACACAUAUCACGCAUUAUAUCAUUUUUAUCACAGAUUUGCGACAGCCUGCAAGGUACAAAAAAAUUACGUGUUGUCACGUGUACACUUUUGCGGAGCUGGUGGAUGCUCUCAUCUUUUGUUACGGGGUCCAUGUGUAACUUCACGAAACAUUACUUUUCAAAGUUCAGGAUCACAUGAACCGUUGCUUCUCUGUUUAGUUUUUCUUUUUUUUUUUUAUGAUUACUUUUCCAUUUCCCAUUGCAAUCCUUACAACGUUUUCCGUUUUCGCACAUGAUGCAUUAUCAGGUCUCUCCUUUUCCCUGUCAUGUCUGUUUCACAUUUUACCCUUAUGAGUGUUGAGCUGCUGUAGAUAUUUAAGUGCUAAGUGAAUUAACAGUCGACAGGGCUUAUUCCAUAUGUUAAUUAUCUCUUCAAAUGGCUGGUGCUUUGUAACGUGGAACCACUUCAGAUGUUAUUCACAUUGAAACGAAAACCAUGUCCAUGUUUUAUUUAUUUUAUUCAGCACACGUAAUACAGGCCCAAAAGUUGAACAGUGUAUGCAAUUUCAUAAUUACAGUUGAUUUUGUCAAACUUAACCAAUGCCUUGUUCCAGUCCAAUGUACAGUAGUGUCCGUGAUAAUGUUAGAGGCGAUGUCUGUACUUGCGCACACAGUUAUAUUUAUAUACCAGAUAAUAUAUAUAUAUAUUUUCUCAGAAUAGCAUACAGUAAUCUGGGAUGUACAAUUCCAUAAUACUGCACGGGUACCUUGAGACAGAAGGCGGUAUGCAGUUUAUAUAAUGCUUAUACAAUUGAAUGAAGAAGGAGGAUUAUUGUGUACAAAUAAAAGCACAUAACAUGCUAAUACAAAA
This is a messenger RNA of Ornithodoros turicata, 5016 nucleotides long. Its product is annotated as serine/threonine-protein kinase/endoribonuclease IRE1-like. The record is from RefSeq and is a predicted model, not a curated record. Bases 172 to 3747 code for a protein of 1191 amino acids. Gene Ontology annotation, molecular function: RNA endonuclease activity; protein serine/threonine kinase activity; ATP binding. Gene Ontology annotation, biological process: mRNA processing; protein phosphorylation; intrinsic apoptotic signaling pathway in response to endoplasmic reticulum stress. Lineage: Eukaryota; Metazoa; Arthropoda; Arachnida; Ixodida; Argasidae. Gene Ontology annotation, cellular component: IRE1-TRAF2-ASK1 complex. The transcript is spliced from 24 exons.